AUGGCUGGCGUUCUCUCAUUGAAUCACCUUCAAAACUUAGCUCGGUUUCAACAAAGUCAGACCCGUCAUUUUCUUCUUCAGCAUAACCCUAUUCCCACUGCUGGCUCCUGGAUGUGGAACCCUAAGGUUCAACCCUAUAAACCAGAUGACGAUUCAUGGGAAGUCCGGGCCUUCGCUGAGGACACCGGUAACGCGAUGGGCACGACUUGGCCGCCGAGGUCGUAUACUUGCACUUUUUGCAGAAGGGAAUUCAGGUCAGCUCAAGCACUUGGUGGUCACAUGAACGUACACCGCCGUGACAGGGCUCGGCUCCAUCAAAUACAGCUACCUGGUGGCGGUGGUGUUUCUGUUCCGUUAAUCAACCAAGCCUCACCGUCUUCGACUACUCAAGAAUUCGCCACAAAUAGUGGCAUGUGCCUCCUAUACCAAUUACCUAGCCCUAAUGGGGUUUUUAGUUAUCCACCAAUUAACAGUGCAUGUUCCUUUGAUUCACCUUCGACCCUUCUCUCCAUUUCACCAUAUCAUCCUUCUAACAACUCGACGGUGGCGCCACCGUCUAUAAAUUUUCCAGCAACGCCUCUGGGGUUGAAUAUUUCUUCUCUUAGUUACUCAACAAAAGCCGAAUCUUCAACCACUUCUGCCGCCGGAACUAAUCUCAAGGAAACAUCAAUUGAAGAUCUUGAUCUAGAGCUCCGACUAGGGCAUAGUCCGACAACAUCUUGAAGGAAAAGAAAGAAAGUAAAAUAACAAAAUCAAAGAGCUUGAG
Hibiscus syriacus is the source of this 766-nucleotide messenger RNA. Its product is annotated as transcriptional regulator SUPERMAN-like. The coding region runs from base 1 to 723 and encodes 240 amino acids. The transcript has a single exon. The record is from RefSeq and is a predicted model, not a curated record. NCBI's taxonomy places the organism in Eukaryota, Viridiplantae, Streptophyta, Magnoliopsida, Malvales, Malvaceae.